AUGACACUCUCUCGUCUAGAACAGCACAUGCAAUCGAAGUUCACGGCUCACCGAGUCUUAAACUACACGCCGGAAAUGAUACAGAACACUAAGGUAGCUACGGGGAUCACGAUGGCGUACCUUAUCCAAGAGAUAGGCGAAGGCAUCUUUGAGGACGAAACUCGAUUGGUGCUGGUCAUGGGCUACGAAUAUCGAAAGGAGGAGUGGGCCCCACUCGUCGAUGGCUUGCUCACUCAAUGGGAGCAGAGUGCCUCUGGCAAGAAACUCAAGAUCCUCACAUUGGACAACCGAGGCGUUGGACACUUGGCACUUUUGGACGCCAUUGGCUGGGAGACUGCUCACAUCGCUGGAAUUAGUAUGGGAGGUAUGAUCUCUCAGGAGAUUGCGCUGGCUGCUCCGGAGCGGCUGCAGUCUCUGUUCCUCUUGGUGACUAGUCCGGGGUCCUUCACGCCUGAAGCUUCUGCAUACCCUGCGAUCAUCACGACGCUGGUCUCUUCGGACAUGGACAAGGUCACGAACGCUAUGUUGUCUUUCCUGUAUCCGGAAUCAUUCUUGGCUUGCAGGAAUGGAGAUAGCGGUACUAUGCACGACGUGUUCUUCAAGUACCACAAGGAGGUGGCCGCCACGCUGGGAGCCCCGUCAUCGUCUGGUGCUCUCGGCCAAACAGCAGCGCUGGUGCUUCACAGCGUCUCGGACAAGAAGCUGCACAAGAUCCGUGACGCUGGUUUUCCGAUCCUUAUCGUCGGAGCGAGGCAGGAUCGGUGCAUCAACGUGUCGCACUCACUUCACUUUAGCGAAGUACUUGCGAGUGAUCAUACUAGGAUGGUGAUGUAUGAAGAUGCUGGUCACGCUUGCUUUUUGCAGCAUAUUGAUGAGAUUUCCGACAACAUUCUGGAUGUAGUGCAGAGUACGAAAUUGCCCGCGCCUGCCAGCUAA
This is a messenger RNA of Phytophthora infestans T30-4, 936 nucleotides long. RefSeq names its product serine protease family S33, putative. Bases 1 to 936 code for a protein of 311 amino acids. Lineage: Eukaryota; Oomycota; Peronosporomycetes; Peronosporales; Peronosporaceae. The record is from RefSeq and is a predicted model, not a curated record. The transcript has 2 exons.